Messenger RNA from Prorocentrum cordatum, 1607 nucleotides. Lineage: Eukaryota; Dinophyceae; Prorocentrales; Prorocentraceae. The record is from the annotation of a GenBank genome assembly.
CCGCCCCCGAACAGGACAUCACACGUCUGUCCGCGGCACCCGCGUCUGGCCGGGGUCGCCCCAGCCGGCCAGGGGCGCAGAAGCACCUGCGCUCUGGAAGGGGGGACGCACGUCCAUUCAGGGGAGGAGGAGGAGGAGGAGGAGGUUUUUUUUUCCCCCGCGGGAACACCACCACCGCUUCUUUCCUCGCGUUGGAAGGUCUUGAAAAACCGACUGUCAUGGCGCUACAGAGGGUCAUCAAGAAAAAUUGCACUUACAAUACAAGGAUGAGACGCCCAAGAGUAGGUCACGGAAUACCCCUGGGGCGUGCCACGGUUACUGCAAAUGAAAACUCUGACCGACUUCGGCGCCCGCUGGGGUGGGGGUACUCCCCACCCUGAAUUCUCGCCAAAUUCUGCCUUCCCUUAGCUGUGGGGAGGCCGUACAACGAAGCCAAAUGCCUGGGGUCAGUCGUGGCUGCUCCCCAUCCACUCUCCUCCCCCGCCCCUCCUCCCCGAGGCUCUGCGCCGAGGACGCGCCUACUGCCCGGCAGGGCUCAGCAGCGCGGCCGCGGCGAGCAGGGCGCCCGCGGCCGCGAGGCGCGUGCUCCCCGAGGUCUCCUGCGGGCACUCCAUGGCGAGGACGUCGGCGGCCGUGAGGCUCGUGGCCCCCGCGCUCACCAUGGCGGCGAGGGCGCUGUCGAAGUUGGCCUCGCUGCCGAGCACGGCCUCCGUGGCGUCGGUGAUCACCUUCACGUCGUAGUUUCCAAAUGUCAGCGCGUCCUCCACGGUCCACCUGACGCACACGUCCGUGGCAAUGCCCGCGACGUAGAUGGUGUCGAUGCCCAGCGACUGCAGCGUGGUGUCCAGGGUCGUCUUUAGCGUUUUCGUGUUGUCCAUGAAGGCGCUGUAGGCGUCGACGUACUGGUUCAUGCCCUUCUGCACCACGAUAUCGGUCGACGCCGUCAUGAGGCUGGGCGGGAAACCCGAGUCCCCAGUCUGCAGGCAGUGGUCCGUCCACAUGGCCUGGUCGGUGGAGAAGCAUUCUGCCGGGCUGGUGGCGCACAACGAGCAUGCCAAGUUAUCGGUGACGAUGUCCGAAGUGUUGACGUCGUAGUCCCAGCCGGCCGGGGGGCACAGCUGCGUCGUGCAAUCGACGGUGGAGGGGUCGACGUAGAUCGUGGGGCAGCAGGCGCCGUCCGCCGUCCGGGAUUGAUGCACGUGAGGGGCAGGCUCCCCUUCCCAGAGAGGUGCGCGAAAGGGGCCCGGCCGUGCGUGGAGCCGAAUGAUAUGUGGUUCUCCGGGUGGAAAUCCUGCGUGCGCACCACGCUUUCGAAGAGACACGACUUCUCGCUGCGGAUCGAGUUGAUCGUCGCGAUGAUGUGCGAAGCGGGCACCGAGAGGGAUCCGGGCUCACCGCUGGCGGUCAGGUUCUCCAGAAAGCAGUCCUGCACGUCCACGAGCAGCAGCGCGGCGCUCCCCCAGCAGCGGCCCACCUGCGAGGCCAGCGUGGCCGCAGCUGCGACGGCAGCCGGCAGGCGUGGCAUGUGGCUCGGCGGACUCUCUGGGGCUCGGCUCGCGCCCGGCGCGGCGCUGAACUCGCAGCUCGCUCUGGGGACCGAACGGCUU